Molecule: messenger RNA, 748 nt
Organism: Theobroma umbraticum
Lineage: Eukaryota; Viridiplantae; Streptophyta; Magnoliopsida; Malvales; Malvaceae
Product: transcription elongation factor
Source: RefSeq, a predicted model, not a curated record
CAGUUAAAGCACUUGCCAACCCAAAUAUUAGCAAUGAAGAACAAGGCAUCUGUUUUCUUGAAACAGGUCAUCUCUUUGGUGUGGGUGAGUUCCAUUUCCAAAGCCAAAUCCAUGGCAGUCAAGGGCAAAAUGAGUGCAGCCAAGGCCCGGCUUAUCAUGUUCACUUUGAUGAAGAGCAAGAAGGCGGUUUUGCUUACUUCUAUCUCUAACAAGAUUCACGGACUCCUUGGCGACAAGGAAAGUGACGAAGACCACCAAAGCACAGCCAUACUUCCAUACAUUGAUGCCGCAGCUAGUUAUUAUGGAGAUGAGAACGAGGAUGAGGAUAAGUACCCUGAUCUGACCCACUGUUUGUUUGAUGAGGAGGAACUGGAGUUGGAGGCCGAAGCUCAGGGUGGGUCCAUCAUUGACAUGGUGAGGAACUCCAAAGAGGAAGGACAAGAUUUCAGCUUGGAAGACGAGAUUGAUCACGUUGCAGACUUGUUCAUAACCAGGUUUUACAAACAAAUGCGCCUGCAAAAGCUCUUGUCUUUCAAGAGGCAUCAAGAAAUGCUGGAGAGAAGCGUUUAGAGACCUGAGAGUUAGACACAACUUACCACUUUCGCUGUGUUUUUAUCUUUAGGCUAACCUUCUUCACUUUCCUUCCAAUUUCUUUGCAAUUCAAUUUUAAUACAAAUUAAGCUGUGACUUUAUGUUUGUAAAAUUUUCAUGUGAAAUAAAAAAUAUUGGCAUCAACUUCAGUUACUCA